CUCUCUGUACUAAUCCGCGUUUCUCCCAAUGGUGAUAUGUCCUCGGCUUCCUCCUAUGCACAAACUGUGACUUGUGUUUAUUCUCAAUGGGCAGCAAGGGAAAUUCUAUGUGAAAGAAACUACAUGGAGGUUUCCGUGAGACGAGGCAUACCACUUAUUGACCCAAACGUUGCUCAAGAUGAGCCUGACUGGGUUAACAUAUAUCCUGAGGCAACUGCUGCUGACAAUGCAAUCUGGCAAGUAGUGUUUCAUCUGGCACAAAAUAAAAAGAAAGAGAUGACUGUUGCUCAGGCCAUGUUGAGUGGUUAUGGAAUAAACACUACCCCAACCAGAGUUAUGCUAAGAGCUGCCUACAAUGCAACAGAAACUCAGCCUCAGCUAAUCCAAACUGUACCAAUGGCAGUCCUAAGGUCAACUACCUUCUAUAAGCAAAGAUGGAUGGUCUUGAUGGUGGACACUGCAAUUGCAUGCCCUACUGAUGGUACAUCAUUCACAGAGGAGAUGAUUGCAUGGAAAGUUCCCCGUGUCAUACCUCCCCUUGUUCCUACAGCACCACUUACUAGCCUCAGUGUUCAAAUGGGAAUUGAUGGGCGCAAGCUUGACCCGGCAACAGUUAGUAAUAGAAGAUAUGUACUGGAUGUGGGUCCUGAGCUAAUCACGGUUAAAAUUCCAGUGGGCGCAGAUGGUGGAUAUUAUAAGAGUGAUGUCUUGAACAACACCUAUGCGAUUUCUUAUUCUAUUGCUCCAAUGCUGGAGCAUACCUGGCAGGAUGUGACUGAGAAGACCAAGCACACUAUACUUCACCCAAUAACCACUCCUUUGAUGCCUAGGCCACCUUUUGUCAUAAACAACACUGUUCCUAAAGACCGAGUGUUCAAUGUGACCCUGGGGAUAUUCCUGCCUGAUGUGGAUCUUGUCGACAUUACAUUUGGACUUGAGACUUUGACUGUGCCAGAAGCCAAUCUGAAAGGGUAUAAUAUCCAGGAGCACGUCUUUCCCAAUGGAUCCAAGACCUACACGCUCCAGGUGCCAUUUGUGGACCCCAAUGUAAAGAAAGAGGUAACUCCUCCAGACACCAGAACUUAUAUUCUACCCCUGACCUACUUGCUGAAUAUUGUGCCAGAGAACAAGCCUUUUACCUAUCCUGCUGAAGUGCAAGCCUCUGUGAAAGAU
Molecule: messenger RNA, 1173 nt
Organism: Polyodon spathula (Mississippi paddlefish)
Lineage: Eukaryota; Metazoa; Chordata; Actinopteri; Acipenseriformes; Polyodontidae
Exons: 8
Source: RefSeq, a predicted model, not a curated record